This is a messenger RNA of Dendrobium catenatum, 3986 nucleotides long. RefSeq lists its product as uncharacterized. The coding region runs from base 752 to 1435 and encodes 227 amino acids. Lineage: Eukaryota; Viridiplantae; Streptophyta; Magnoliopsida; Asparagales; Orchidaceae. The transcript is spliced from 2 exons. The record is from RefSeq and is a predicted model, not a curated record.
AAAAGUAUGUUUGUGUGUGUUUUUAGGAAGUUUUAGAAAUUGAAAGUGUAUGUUUAUGUUAGAAAAUAAAAUGUGUAAAAGUGGAGAUGUAUUUGAAAUUGUAUGUGUUGAAAGGUAAAAAUUUUGUGUUUUUGGAAAGUGUUUGUGUUAAAGUUUAAAAUGUGUAGAAAAGGUGCAUUGAAUAUUGAAGAGUUUAAAAGUGUUUUGUAAAGGAAGAGUGUGGAGUAUGAUUUUGGAUAUGUGGAAAUUUGCAAAUUGUAAGGGAUAAAAUAUUCGUUUUAUGAAAUUUGUGUGAGUUUUGUAAGAGUGAAAAUGUAUAUUUGGAAAGAUAAAUAGAAAUAUGGAACUUUUUAAAGAAAGCAAAAAUUCUCUUUCCUUCUCUACCUCUCUUUCCCCCUUCUACUUUUCCUUUCUUGUUGCCUCGGGGUAAAUGUUGGAAAGAUAUUCAAUAUACUAUCAAAAGUGAAAAGUUCGAAAGACAUUCAACCAAGCCGGUGAUCAAGCCCGAAGAAAGGUAUGUAUUUUAUUUUUAGUAAAUUUCAAUUAUGUUAUUAUUAUUUGUUAAAAGUGCUUCUAAUCCCUCUUUUCCCUAUUUUUCCCUAUUUUCUUUUCUUUAUUGGCAUAAACUACGAGGAAUGGUACUGGUCGAGUGGAAAAAAAGUACAAGGAGCUAAUGGCAUCAGUCGCCUCUAUCCAACCGGGUAGAGGUGCUACGGACGGAACCACCGGUUCGUAGCCCUCGUUGAUUGGUAUGCCUAUCUGUAUUGAAGCCGAGAUGUCUGAUUCUGAAAAUUUAACAGAAGUAAAAUCAGAAUUAGCUGAGGUCGAAGAAGAUAACCCGCCUGUCACUUCUUCUGAAGAGAUAGUGCAAAUCAAGCUUCGUCGCGACAAAGUAUUACCACCUUAUGCUUCUUCUGAAGAUAAAGGGAAACAAGUUGUUGACGAACCAGCGUCUUCUCUUCCACCUCAACCCGUUCCUUUUCAGAGUCUAAUUGAGAGUGGAAUGCCCAAGGUCGAUUAUAAUGUCCUAGCUCAUCUCAGGAAGCUGCCUGUCAAACUGAGCAUUUAUGAUGCCUUAAUUCUUUUCAAAGAAAUGAGGGAAGCGUUAAUCAAAGCUAUGUUAGAUCUAGAUAUUUGCAUGACCCAGUUAGCAGCUGCACAGCCUGAUGAAGCUCUUUGUUCCAGAGGAGUUCCUGAAAUUUCUUUUUCUGAUGAAGAUCUGUGUUUAGGAACGGCUGAUCACAACCAUCCAUUAUACAUAACAGUGAACAUAGAUAACUUCAGAUUGUCACGUAUUCUUGUAGAUCCUGGUACAUCAGUUAAUAUUAUGACUCUAAGAACUCUUGUCUAUUUGAGAAUAGACGUACAUAAGCUCAGCUCAGACAAGAUAAUCUUCCAAGGUUUUAACGAAAAUGGCGAGAGAGCUUUGGGUUAAGUUACUCUCUUGUUAGAGAUUAAGGAUUUUAGAACUGAAGCAAAGUUUCAUAUUAUAAAUGCUCCAACAUCCUUUAAUGCUCUACUAGGUAGACCCUGGCUUCACAAAUAUAGAAUGGUUCCUUCAUCCCUACAUCAGUGUAUCAAGUACAUCAGAGAUGGUACUGAGCACUGUAUUAAGGGAGAUUUGCAACCAUUCUCGAUUCAUGAAGUAGGAAUUUAUGAAGAUGCCGCCUAUUAUUUGCCUAAAAAGCAAACAGUUAUUUUCAAAGAUAUUAAAUUGGCCAAAAGUGAAAUUGCACUUGAAAAGAAAAAUGAAAAAGAAUAAGAAGAAAAAAGAGAAGAAGAAUAUCCCUGCCUCGAAGAUAGCAUUCGUUGGCAUCCUGCUCCUCCCACACAAAGAGGUGGUAGGAUGACCCAACGAGGGCGAAGUAGAGGCAGAGGAUGGAAAAAUCAUGAAAGUGCAAUGUAUGAUAACAUUUAAAAGCAAAACCCUACGAUACACAUUGAUUUAGAAUCUGGUUGAGAGGAUGAAUCAUAUGUACCGAAGGAUGAAAAUAGUAAUAAAAGGCCAAAAUUUGAGAUCUUUUUGGAAAAUGACAGUGAUGAAGAUAAAAUUCAGGAAAAUAUAGAGGAUGAUUCGAUUUGUCUACCUAUGAAAGACUUAAAGGAUAUGUCAAAACUUUAGCUCUAACCCCACUAUCUCAAGAUAGUGUAGCCGGGUUGGCAGUUAAAGUUUCACCUGCUUUGAGCGAUGAUUGUAAAACUGCUAAGUUUAUUCCUUAUUCUAGUAAAAAUAUUGAAACUGAUGUACACAUUGAUGAUCCUUUUAUGAAUGAAAUAGUGGAACUCCCUUUUGAUUGGUAUUCUUAUUGUGUUAAAAAUUUAAUUGAGCAAGGUCUAGCCCCAUCUACUUGGACUAAACGUCAAGCUCAGUCCUUUGAAAGUCUUUGGAAUACAGAACUCCAUAAACUAAAGUCAAGAGCAGGACUAGGCUUUAAUACUAUUUGUCCAUUUAAUGAUGAUGAUUAUUGCUUAGUGAUUACUAACAAUGUAGGAUCUUAUCAUCUUUUGGUAAAGGACAUUAAAAAUCUUAAUGAAUUUUAUUUAGAAACUUCAGAUGAUUCGAAUGAUUUUCAAUUUAAGGAUGCACCUCCUGAACUUGAAGAGGAAAUCCAAUCAACUAUUAACGAACUAAAAGAAAUUAACCUUGGUAAUGAAGAAAAUCCACGUCCGACAUUCAUAAGUGCCUUAUUGAAUGAGGAUGAGUCAAAUAACUUAGUCAAGUUACUUUCAGAGUUUAAGGAUUGCUUCGCUUGGAGUCAUGACGAAAUGCCCGGAUUAUAUCCAGAAAUAGCAGUUCACAAACUUGAAAUUCAACCUGACAUAAUCCCUGUCAAGCAAUCCCCACGACGCAUGCGUUUAGAAGUUGAACAAUAAGUGAUAACUGAAGUUAAGAAACUGAUUGAUGCAGGCUUUAUUCGAGAGGAGAAAUAUCCCUCAUGGUUAGCUAGUGUCAUCCCAGUAAAGAAGAAAAGUGGUCAAAUUCGCGUAUGCAUCGAUUAUAGGGAUCUGAAUAAGGCAUGUCCGAAAGAUGAGUUCCCGUUACCCAUACCAGAACUCAUGGUAAACAUUGCCUCUGAGCAUGAAAUUUUCUCUUUUAUGGAUGGUUCAUUUGGAUAUAAUCAAAUCAAGAUGGCUCCUGAAGAUGAAAAAUUUACUGCAUUCAGAACACCUAUAGGGGUCUUCUGUUACAAAGUCAUGCUCUUUGGACUUAAAAAUGCUGGUGCAACUUACCAGCGAGCUAUGACCCAAAUAUUUGAUUAUUUAAUCCACCAACAGGUGGAAUGUUACAUCGAUGAUUUGGUUGUCAAAAGUCACCAAAGGGAAGACCACCUUCAUGAUCUAAGAAUCAUUUUUGAAAGGUUGCACCGCUAUGACCUAAAGAUGAACCCCUUGAAAUGUGCUUUCGGAGUUACUUCAUGGAAAUUCUUAGGGUUCGUAGUGAGACAUCGAGGUAUAGAAAUUGAUCCUUCCAAAAUAAAAGCCAUCUUAGAUAUGCCACCUCCUAAAAGUUUAACCCAAUUAAGAUCUCUUCAAGGUAGGUUGACAUAUCUAUGAAGAUUUAUUUCUAACUUAUCCGGUAGGUGUCAAUCAUUUGCUGCUUUAUGUAAGAAAGAUGCCCGAUUUUAUUGGGAUGAAAAGUGUCAAAACGCUUUUGAAAAUAAAAAACAGUAUUUGUUAACACCUCUAGUCAUAGCAGCUCCUAUUCCGGGAAAACCUUUAAUACUUUACACCACAGCUUUAAACAAUUCUCUUGGCGCCUUGUUAGCCCAAACUAACGAGGCAGGAAAAGAGAACGCACUUUACUACUUGAGUAGACGACUCUUACCAACUGAAGCUAAUUACCCACCUAUUGAGAAACAUUGUUUAGCCUUGAUUUUUGCUGCCCAGAAAUUAAGACAUUACAUGUUAGCUCAUAAAAUCAAUCUUAUUUCUAGAGUCAAUCCACUCCAAUACCUAAUGACUCGUCCAACAUUGUCAGGACGUUU